This is a messenger RNA of Aspergillus alliaceus, 863 nucleotides long. RefSeq lists its product as uncharacterized. Bases 159 to 383 code for a protein of 74 amino acids. The transcript has a single exon. The record is from RefSeq and is a predicted model, not a curated record. NCBI's taxonomy places the organism in Eukaryota, Fungi, Ascomycota, Eurotiomycetes, Eurotiales, Aspergillaceae.
CGUACUCUAGAGGGAGUAGUCACACGGGCAAAUACGGAAUGAGGAAAGCAGUGCUUACUCGGAGCACGGAGUCCUAGGUCUACGAAAGUACUAUCCAGCAAGACCAAAGGGAAGCGAAAUUAACUGACCUAAAUAUAACAACGACCGCUGUCAACGAGAUGAUGAUAGUUCAGCUAAGUCAGUCAGUGCUCUUGCACACUCCAUCCAUAGUUCACUCACUCAACACCUCAAGCUGUAGCAAAAAAGCCCGCAUAGACCACCAAAAAACUACAAUACCUACUCCAUCGCGACCCAUCCACUCGCCCCCCAUCCACAAGAGCAACACCAAAAAAAAAGUAUCAAAGGCCAAACAUAGGGUUCCGGCAACACCAAAAUACCAAUAACAUCAACUAAUCAAGCAUUGAGGCACAAGCCACGCCCCCAUCCCCCCCAUCCUAUCCCGCACCGAACUGAACUUUGAAGGGUCAGUACUGAUCCAAAGCGGCAAGCAUUGCGGAUAGUGAAAAGUAAAAGCAACUCGAUACGAGUUGGACCUUUCUUUUCCGACGAAUGAGCCCCCCCACCGGGUUACUGAAUCGGGGACCCCCGCAGCGAAAAAGGGAAUAGUGGUGGAUUUUGCAAAAAAAGAGGGUGGGGUCGUGAUUCGCUAGGGGAGGCGUUACGCGUUUUUGAUGUGCCGCGUCAAGGGGGGCACUUUAGAUUCACCUGCCAAGAUAGGCUUAGGUGGGUUGUUAAUGUUAUCCCUGGUCGAAGUGGAGCCCGGGAAGGGAAAAGUUUAAGGGCCCAUGAACGGCAUCCUUUUUGCCCCAAGGGCUAGCUAGGCUGUUUUGGGGAGGGUCUAAGGACUGAGUGAGUUUUUGGUA